GCGGAUAUAGUGAAUGCAGGGUCCGGGGAGACCGGAUAUAGUGAAUGCAGGGUCCGGGGAAACCAGAUAUAGUGAAUGCAGGGGUCCGGGGAGACCAGAUAUAGUGAAUGCAGGGUCCCGGGGAGACCAGAUAUAGUGAAUGCAGGGUCCUGGGAGACCAGAUAUAGUGAAUGCAGGGUCCUGGGAGACCAGAUAUAGUGACUGCAGGGUCCGGGGAGACCAGAUAUAGUGAAUGCAGGGUCCUGGGGAGACCAGAUAUAGUGAAUGCAGGGUCCGGGGAGACCAGAUAUAGUGAAUGCAGGGUCCGGGGAGACCAGAUGUAGUGAAUGCAGGGUCUGGGGAGA
Staurois parvus is the source of this 344-nucleotide messenger RNA. The record is from the annotation of a GenBank genome assembly. NCBI's taxonomy places the organism in Eukaryota, Metazoa, Chordata, Amphibia, Anura, Ranidae.